UUCACCAAUUUUUCUAAAAAAUAAUAUAUACAUUUCAAUGUCGACACCGUUGGUGUUGAGGACGACGACUACGACGGCAUCGGCUAAGGAUCACCACUCGACACAAGUGUUACGCAAAAGCUUGCUCUGUGUGUUCAAUAUGUUUUUGGUACCGUUGCUGCCGUUUGUGGCCACAAUGGGUGCCGGCUUUCAGUGGCCAAUACAACGGUUUCUGAAUUUUUCCGGCGAUAUACUGCUUGGGGCUAUGUUUCCCAUUCAUGAGCGACACCAGCGCUGGGAGUGCGGCCGACUUCAGGAUGAAGGAUUACAACAAUUAGAGGCAUUAAUAUACACAAUCAAAAAGAUUAACUCCGAUAAAAAGCUAUUGCCGGGCAUCAAACUGGGUCUAUUGGCACUGGACUCGUGCGAUAGUACUGCCUAUGCUUUAGAGCAAACCAUGGAUUUUAUCAAGGGUUUUAUUGCACGUAAAAACGCACACUUAGUGGACAAGGAGUUCUCCUGUAUGGACGGUUCGCUACCAAAGUUUCGCGAAGGCAGCUACGAUCGGGUGGUCGGCGUUAUCGGUGGCCAAUCAAGUACCGUAAGCAUACAGUUGGCCAACUUGUUGCGGCUGUUCAAAGUGCCGCAAAUUAGCUACCAGUCCACUAGUACGACACUAUCGAACAAACAAAAAUAUGAAUACUUUUUUCGUACCGUUCCCUCUGAUGUCAAUCAAGUGCAGGCCAUACUCGAGAUACUCAAGACAUUCCGCUGGACAUACGUAUCGGUUGUCUAUUCGGACACUGAUUACGGCAAUAAAGGCUACGAUUUGCUACAGGAGUUAGCCUACUAUCACAAUAUAUGCUUUUCCAGUCCACAGGCCAUCAAUGUUGACCACUUUGCCGACGCCGACUAUGAUAAUGUUAUCAAAAAUUUGAUGCAUAAAAUCAAUGCUAGAGUGGUAGUAGUAUUUACCGACAAAAACACGGCCCGCAACAUAAUGGCGGCCGCCAAACGUCGAAACGCUAUCAAUCGGUUCAUAUGGAUCGGCAGCGAGGCCUGGGCCUGUCGGGAUUCGGUAGUCAAAAAUCUUGAGCACGUAGUCGAGGGUGCCAUCACUGUUACGCCAUUGGUCCGGCCGAUAGACGGCUUUACCGAAUACUUUACCAAUUUGACGCCAAACAACAACAAUCAACUGAAUCCGUGGUUCAACGAGUUCUGGGAGGAACACUUCAAAUGUAAAUUACCACAGUUUCAGACAACACCGUUCAACGAACCCUAUCCGCACUGGUGUUCGCAGACCCGGUCCAUAUCGCCUGACUUUCGUCAGACACCUUCACUGCAUUUUGUUAGGGACGCGGCCUAUGCUUUUGCCUACGCUCUCGACGAUAUGCACAAAGACAAGUGUGGCUCAGAUGCCGACGGUCUGUGUCCGCAAAUGAUGGACAUCGACGGCGCCGAUCUCAAAAAGUAUGUCGAAAAAGUCAACUUCAAAGAUGAAAGCGGCAAAACAUUCCGAUUCCUGCCCAGUGGUGAUGCCCCUCCACGGUAUAGUGUCAUCAAUUUUCAGCGCCUACCUAAUGGCUCGUUUGAAUGGAGACCAGUGGGCACCUAUAUGCUGGCCAAUGAUGGUGAUGUGGCCCGACUUGAGUUGGACAUCAAUGCCAUGCGUUUCAAGCACGACCAACCCCACUUUCCCCGAUCGUUUUGCAGCGAACCGUGUCGGUCGGGUCAGGCCAAACUACAGCUUGAGGGCGACACGUGCUGCUGGCUCUGUACUAACUGUUCAACAUAUCAAUACCUGGCCGAUGAAUACCAUUGCGAGGACUGUCCGUUAGGAACAUUACCGUCAAACAGUAAGACCCGAUGUCUGUCCAUAGAAGAAGCCUACCUGAGCUACACGGACUGGUGGGCCAUAGGUAUCAUGGCGUUUGCCAUACUGGGUAUGACAAUCACGGCGUUUAUUAUACUAGUGUUUUGGUUGUACAGUUCGACUCCCAUUAUCAAAGCGGCCGGCCGUGAGCUCAGUUAUCUACUAUUGGCCGGCAUAUUGCUAUCGUUUAGCAUGACAUUUGUGAUUGUAUCGAAACCCAGCGCCUGGACCUGUGGUUUGACCAGAUUUUUUCUCGGCUUUUGCUAUACUAUCUGCUAUUCGGCUAUUGUCACAAAAACCAACCGAAUUCAUCGUAUAUUUAAGAGGCGCCGUUCGUGUACUAAACCAAAAUAUACAUCACCGCAGUCCCAGCUAAUCAUUACUGGACUAUUGAUAUCGAUUGAAGUGAUGGUAAACGCUUGUUGGCUAUUCUACGACAAACCGGACGUCACGCAUGUCUACCCGAGCCGCGAGGCCAACGUACUCAUAUGUCUCGGAUCGGACAACACAUCCUAUCUCGUGGGACUUGUUUAUCCAUCCAUUUUGAUCGGAUUCUGUACAGUGUAUGCGUUCAAAACCCGCAAAUGUCCCGAAGGUUUCAAUGAGGCCCGAUAUCUGACAUUCACAAACUAUACCACUUGUGUCAUAUGGUUGGCAUUUCUGCCGUUGUUCGUGUUGAGCACCAGUACUGUCAUCCGAUCGGUUACAUUGAGUUUCCUGUUAAGCCUGAGCGGCGCCGUACAGAUUGCCUGUCUAUUUGUGCCCAAAGUAUAUAUUGCACUAUUGAAACCUGAGAAAAAUACCAAAGAAAAUGUUAUGUGCUGUCAUUCACAACAAUUCAACCGAAAUCGGGCCACAAAUUAUACGCAAACAUCGGUUUCGUCGGCUGCCGGAGCCAACAAUGUUGCCAAAGGUAUGGCCACUCAAGCAGGCAAUCCACAAGUUUUAGUUAACGGAGAUUGUAUGCAAAAAAUAAAAUCUGUACAACAAUUGGCAUCAAAAACAGCAGUCAGUGCUCUAACCCAUACAUCAAGCACUGUGUCACUGACCAGUAGUCCAACCAUACCAACCAUUGUCAAUGCCAUUAACAAUGUCGACACCAACCAUAGUAUUAGUAGUAGUAGUAGUGUCUGUCAGCUGCCAAAUGGCGACCAAUUGACCGCAUCAUUGAAGCCUAGA
Molecule: messenger RNA, 3031 nt
Organism: Oppia nitens
Lineage: Eukaryota; Metazoa; Arthropoda; Arachnida; Sarcoptiformes; Oppiidae
Product: metabotropic glutamate receptor 3-like
Exons: 13
Biological process (GO): regulation of synaptic transmission, glutamatergic; G protein-coupled glutamate receptor signaling pathway
Cellular component (GO): membrane
Molecular function (GO): group II metabotropic glutamate receptor activity
Source: RefSeq, a predicted model, not a curated record